AAAGGACCUUACAACACGGUGAAAACUCAGAAGAAGUCCGAAGGAAUGCAAAUCGUAAUGGCGGAAGGAGGAUGAGCAAUUUUGAAGUUCCCCCACAAAAACACUACGUUAUAUGGGUGAAAUGAAAAAUUGUAUAGAUGGAUAAAAACAGAAAGGAGAAACAUAAGCAACUCAAAGCUGUGGAGAAGAAGAUAAAUUUUGUUGAACGAGAUGAAGAUGAGAUGCCUGUUUUUAGUGGUGCUGUUUUACACGUCCUGUCCUCAAAUGGUCUGACAAACUGUAAUAAAAGUGGAAUAAUACAGAAAGGAAAAAUUAUAAAAAACAAUGAUAUGGGGAAGAAAGACAUUAAUUCAUUUGUUUUAUCGCAGGCAAAUAUCGAUAAUCCCCAAAAUAGGGACAGUUGUUAUUGUAACAAAAUGAAUGGGUUGGAUGCCAUGGGAAAUGGGGCUGAACAGAAUAGGAAUGAUCAAGAAUCUGGUACUCCUUCAAAGAGGCAAACAAGAAAAAUUCAAAAUGGUGGAUCUGAUGUCACUUUAAAUGGAUUUAACAGUUCUCCAGAUUCAAGCCCAGUCAAGCCUGAAGCAUGUGCAUGUAGCAAGACUGUUAACGGAGAUGUUCAGCACUUUUCAAAUGAGACAAAGACAAGCCCAAAAAGUCCAGCAGUUCGUCCAAAGUCUAUGUCCUGGAGUAGGAUGGUAAAACAAAGAAAGGAAAAUAAAAUGAAGGAAAGAAAUGGAAAAGGGAAUAAGAAAUCACACAAAAGAUACAUUUAUCCUGAAUUGUGUUCUAGUUCAGAGGAAAGUUCUGAUGAUAAUGUUAAAUCAUCUGAUAAAAUCUCAACACUUGAAGGGCACUGUGAUAAUAAUUACCAUAAAAUAAAAUCAAUGAAUAACCAAAGCUUGAAACUGUAUGGAAAUAACUUGGUUAGUAAAGAUGGUACCGAAAAGUUAUCAUUGGCUCAAUAUAUGAAACCUGUAACGGUACCGAUAAAUGGAGAAAACUGUCAUGCACAGAAUUUACCGACCUCUCAACCCGAUUUAACAUUAUCGAGGGUAGCACCCUUAGCUGUUCCUGAGGACAGUGAUACUGGACAUUCAUCAGUCUCAAGCUCAGAGGGAAAAAUGAAUGGAUCAGUCAUAGAAAAUAAUAUUACCAGAAGUAUGUCACAGGAAAAUAUAGACCAUGAACAAGUAAACACUGUUGAAGAGGGUGCAGUAGCGGGUCCUAGUAGUGCUGUCGAUCACAGAGAGAUGGAAAGAAAUAUUCUACCUCUCUAUAGAAAUCCUAGUAUUGAUAGUUUAGAGGAAGUAGGGGAUUAUAUAGAAACAGAUUUCCCAUCUAAAGCCAGUCGACUUUUAUUUCAGUCUAGUUCUCGUAGUUCUUCUCCAUCAACUGAUGAAGAAGAUGAAGGAUAUGGAGUUAAUAAAGCAAAAGAUAAGGUGCUUUUAAACUGUGAUGAAGUCGAACAGUCUUUUGAUCCUUCUUGUCCUCAGAAUCCUCCUAGUCAUAAUGUAAAUCCUGAUCACUUGAAGCUGAAAAUCCUUGAGCAUGUUGAGCAAAAUAGUCCUUCAGUGCAAAGGCCAAACUUUGAUAAUGUUAAUCAUGCUGCCCAUAGAAUUGCUAGGUUGAGUAGCGGUGCUGGAAGUGAAAGUGAAAAAGGUGGUGUCAUGGGUUCAGACUCGUCAUAUGUGUAUACACCUGAAACUGACUAUCAGGAAUUUAUAGACUCUGAUCUUCCAUCUUCAGAGGCAAACAAUCAUUAUGCCGGAAACAGUGAUAGAGAUUAUGCAAUGCCACCACUUGGCAGUUAUGCAGAAGAAUAUCUUGAUACUGAUUCCAAUUUAGGAGCAAGUAAUCACCUUGUUGGCGCAGAAGGCGGGGCUACUAAUAAUCUAAACCUUGAAGGUCGUUGUUAUCCUUUUGAUUAUAUUGACAGCAAUAUGGAGGUAUAUGAUCCUCAUUGUGAUCAGCGGGACGAUGACAAUUAUUUGCUUCGGGUUAUUUAUAAACAUGAAAAAGUACCCAUUGCUAAUUUUCAGGAUUCAGAUAGUAAUAAACAGGAAAAGAUAUUCUGUAAACUUUCUCUGGAUCGUGACAAUCGAUCGUUAUCUGGAUCUUCUGAGGAGGAAGAGAAUGCACUCCAUCAUUUCUGUCGUGAUACACCUGGUCUUGCCUCAUCUGCUCAGCAGACGAAUAAUGAUUGCUCAGAUUGUAUGGGUGUAGAAGAUUUAGAGAAUUUAACUCAUGCUCUGCAGAAUGCUGUGAUUAUGCACCUUCCCUCUAGGCUUGAAGAAUCAUCAGAGGAAAGUUGUGAAGACCCAAUAUAUGAAGAAAUAGACAACUUAGAUUCUUUUUUAUCUACUAGUGAUAACAGUCUGCAUGUUGUGGAAGAAGAACCUUGUCAUGGUUCUAUACCCAGAACUAAAGUUAAUACUCUUCCUAAGUAUGAGCGUAGAAGACGUAAAGGCCAUAGAGGAUCUGAUGUAGAUAAAGUGAUGAUCUGGAAUGAAUAUGAGGCAUAUGUUUUACAAGUCAAACAGAUUGGAACGUCUGCUUGUGGUCCUACAGCUGUUCUUAAUAUAUUGAAAGCUUUUGAUUAUCAAGUUGACAAAGAAGAAGUAUGUAAAAAAGUGACUACAAACCUGAGAAUGGAAGCUGCACCAGUCCCAUACUAUCUUUUCUCUAGAUACAAUGCAGGGACAACUGCAGCUAAUUUAAUAGAUGGGAUAACAAAGCUGACUAAAGGUACAAUAAAGGGUCGUUUCUUCCACUUCUAUCCUGCUAGAAAAGUACAACUAUUGAAAUGGUUGGGAUAUUGGAUGAGAAAAGGAGCUGUGCCAUUAGCAACACUUAAUCUACAAAGGGGAGUUAAGCCAGGAUGGACAAUCCCUGAUGCUUGGCAUCAUCAAAUGGUUUAUGGUGUUAGUUCUAAAGGUGUCCACUUAACAAAUCCACUGGAGAUUGUUCCAGAGGAGAUAAUAAUGGAACAGUUGACAAGUGAUUCAGUGUUAUUGAUACGGAGACAAGAUGUUGUAAACAGAUUCCGGGACUGGGCUCCACUCAAUGAAUUCCUGAAGAAAAAUGAUGACCGAUGGCAGACAAUGAAUGUUUUAGGUCAGGUUGUAAAUGUAUUGAGAGAGGCUUGUACGGCCCUGUCACACCAAGGACCCCGGUAUAGAGCACAGCUUACAUCGCAUAUAACGAUACCUGCUGCAUAUAAAGCUGGAAUAACAUUAUUUGUCCGACAGAAUACAGAAGUUUGCCAGGAAUUGUUCAAUGCACCUGAUUUAGAGCUGAUGAAUCCAGAAGAAACGGAAGAAGGAUAUUAAUAAUACAAAUUGUUAUUUAUAAUUUAAUUUAUGCAGUUUUUGGCCAGUUUAUGAGUUACUUUAUUCAACUAUUCCAAUCCCUGUGUCCAUUGGACUGAUAGUUUUUGUUAGGUUAUUCCUGGAAAAUUUAUGCCUUUAUUCAAAAUAGAACUAUUUUUUUCAUAUUCCAUUGAUACACAAUGGCUUUCUUUGUCUACUAUCUUUCACUUUGUUUAUAGUCACUGAAAAUAAUCUUACUUAUUAGGUACAAGUGGGAUCACUCCAUGACUAUCUUUAUUUUUGGUGCAUGCAUUUCUCAAUGCGUAAGAAAACAUGACAAAAUAGUUGCCUCUGAAUAUUUAUAUUAUUUGUUUUUUAUUUCUCAUUAUUAGGAGCUGUUUAAAUGAAAACUUGUGAAUAUACAUUUACAUUUCAAAAAAGUUAUAAAAUGUUACUUGUAUAAUGAAAUCAUAACUUUUUAUAAUUUGUGCAUAAUAUAUUUUAUAAAUUUCUUAAAUUAAAAUAUUGGUAGUGAA
Molecule: messenger RNA, 3844 nt
Organism: Mytilus trossulus (common blue mussel)
Lineage: Eukaryota; Metazoa; Mollusca; Bivalvia; Mytilida; Mytilidae
Exons: 9
Coding region: 138-3329 (1063 amino acids)
Source: RefSeq, a predicted model, not a curated record